UGAGCUGAGAUAAGUUUUAAAUAAAGAUUUUUUAAAAUUUAUUUAUAUUAGAACUUUUUAAGCCCAAAUCGGUUAUUGGCUUUGUGACCUCUUUCGUAAGCUACUUACAAUGAUUUACCCAUUUAUACAGCCGGGGAAUUUUUUUUCUACGGGAGCAAUUUGGGGUUAUUAGCUUGAUCAAGGGUACUGUCGCGGGAGCGGGAUUCCUUGAAAGUGACUCACUGCUCUAACCACUACGCCACCUGCUGCCCGGUGCGGUGCCCGCCAAUACACUUGAGUAUUUACCCUGGAUCCCGGUACAGUAUGGGGCAGAUUUUGUUCCAGAACCGUACAUCUAUAAAUGUGUCGGAUUUGCUGCGUAUUUAUUAAGUGACUAGUAGGACCUCCUGGGCUGUCAGGUGACACCGGGGUUUUCUUUCUCUUUUUUUCCGCUCAGCAACAGGUACCCGUGACGUCACGAGCUGAGUGUCACGGGCCCUCCUUCACGCGCCGCUGCCCCGUUUCCCCUCGCGACGCCGUUCCAGCCGCCGCCGCCACCGCCACCGCCUCUCCUGCUGCCGUUCCGCCUCCUGCUCCUCCCGCUCCUCCCGCUGCUCCUCCUGCCGCCGCUGCAUGGCCUCCCUCCCCGCCCUCCACCAUCUUCCAUGUAGCUGAACAGCGGCUCUCGUCUCGUCUCGGAGCCGCAGCGCCAUGACGGGCAUCGCCGCCGCCUCCUUCUUCUCCAACACCUGCCGCUUCGGCGGCUGCGGGCUGCACUUCGAGUCGCUGGCCGAGCUCAUCGUGCACAUCGAGGACAACCACAUCGACACAGACCCGCGGGUGCUGGAAAAACAGGAGCUGCAGCAGCCGACGUACGUCGCCCUCAGCUACAUCAACAGGUUCAUGACUGAUGCUGCACGCCGUGAACAGGAAACCCUGAAGAAGAAAAUCCAGCCCAAACUGUCCCUGCCCCUGACGGGCAGCAUGUCGCGGAACAGUGUGUCCACACCGCCGAGGCACAGCAGUGGCAGCUUGACACCACCUGUGACUCCGCCCAUCACCCCAUCCUCCUCCUUCCGCAGCAGCACUCCUACAGGCAGCGAGUACGACGAGGAGGAGGUGGACUAUGAGGAGUCCGACAGCGACGAGUCCUGGACCACGGAGAGCGCCAUAAGCUCUGAGUCCAUCCUGAGCUCCAUGUGCAUGAACGGUGGUGACGAGAAGCCCUUCGCCUGCCCUGUCCCUGGCUGCAAAAAGCGAUACAAGAAUGUGAACGGUAUCAAGUAUCACGCCAAGAACGGCCACCGGACCCAGAUCCGAGUGCGCAAGCCCUUCAAGUGCCGCUGCGGGAAGAGCUACAAGACGUCUCAGGGCCUCCGGCACCACACCAUCAACUUCCACCCGCCGGUGUCGGCCGACAUCAUCCGCAAGAUGCAGCAGUAGUGCUGGUCGCCGUGCCAACUAGCCCAACCCCCUCCCUUCCCCCAUCACCAGCAAAUGCUGAGUCUCCUCCCCACACACACAUGCACACGCACACACAUACACUCUUUCAUUACUCUACACUACAGCUCUAUUGCAUGCUUUAACUGUCACCAUUUGUUUUCCUGUCUGUAUGUCAGAAUGAUAAAUAUUUGCUGAGUUAGUGAUUUGAUACAUUUUGCACAUUGUUACCAUACAUCUUUCUGCCUAUUUUGUCAUACGGUGCUAAAUGUUUUUAAAAGUGAGGGACUCGUAUUGGACAUGCAAGGCAACAGCUAUGAAUCAUGCGCCCCUUCUUUCUCCGGUACCUUCAUAAAAGCACGUAGGUGGCAAACAGGGCCCGCAAAGGUGCUUGGGAAUUGAUUUGAGGAUCUGAGGGGGGAUCGACAGAGAGCGUCUGAACUCAUCUGGAGAGUAUGUGGCCUCGCAGCAGAAAUAACGUGUUGGUUUAAUCUCUACUCUCUAUCAUUCCAGCGGUGUGAGGAGUACGAAAUUGGACUGUUUUAAGUUGAUCAUAAAAGGGCAAGUUAGUGUGAAUGUUUAUAAUCAGCACAGAUUGUUACCGAGUGUGUAAAAAGUAUCUGUGUGUGUGUGUGUAUACUGUAUCAGUUAAAAAGGUGUGCUUUAUUUCCCAGUUUUACGUUGCUAACUAUUCUUCAUCUAAGACUUUGAGAGAGCUGGAGAGUUGAAGCUAAACAUAAGAUUAAAUACGACAAAGUUUGUAUUUUCUUCAGACCCAGAUGAUUAAUGCUUAAUUUGUAUCGAUGCCAAAAGACAAUCUCAGGUCAGUUUUUUGCCAGCAUUUUCGGAAAUGCAAUUCCCGCCCCAGACAUUCCCCACGGAAUCUGGAAGGAAUAGUUCCACCCUUUUCCAGGGAUUCUGUGGCUGUGGCUCUGCUUUCCCUCCCUGCACCCUGGACCCUAUCCUGAGGAAGCGGGAUAUGUUUUUUUUCCUUCCCCCUUCAUCACCUGGGUAAAGUGUUGUAACCGCUUUGCUGGUGCUGCUUGCCAAGUUUGGGAAAUGUUCAUUUCCAUUAUGUCAGGAGGAUGUGUGCGCUGCCACGUAGGUGAGAUGGACCAACCUGCGUGUUACUGUUGUGUGGAGGCACCGCUUCUUUUAAGAAUAUUUCUUUUUCCGCCUCGCCUCCUGUGAAUUGGUAGUACUGUACUGUAUGUUGUGCGUUUCCAUGCGUCUCUCAGACUGCCUUGUGUUUGACAUUUCUGCAGUCCCGUAUAUGCCAGUGUAGCUUUAUGGUGACCCUCGUAGAGUAUCUAGUCAAAAGCCUACUCUGUAGUAUUGUUUCCAGUUCUUGUGCAGUGCUGGUGUUCAUUUCAAAAGCAGCCCUGGCCAGACUGAAGCUCGACCGCGGUGCCUUGUUAUCUGAGCUGACAGCUGUAUUUGGUCAAUCCCGUACGUUCCAUCGAUGCCCCGUGGGUUUUUUUUACAGGCCGCGAAGCACCCUGAUGCCAUUUCUUUGCACAGGGGAAGACUCUCUUCCAAAGGAAUGGACACUGGGGUGUGAAAAGGCACAAGAGAAAACUGCUCGGGCAUUCAGAAAGUCCAGUGUUUCCUGUCUGUUGGGUCACGUUUGGGUUUGGAUACACACGCCUCUGUUUUUAGAAGGACAGAGCCGUCUGUGUACCCAAGAGCCAGGGCUGUCCAACCAUCUGCUGCAUGGAUCUGAAUAUUGUUAUGGAGCCUCUUUAUAUUUAGCUUAAAUUUGUAACAGUAUUAUACAACAGGUAUGGAGGGGACUAUUUUGAUAUUGUGUAUAGUGAAUGUAUUUGUUAACAUCUCCUGUAAGUGCUUUAAAUUAUAUUUUCAUAUGUUUGUGGAGAACAAUGCACUUGUAUGUUUGAAGGCAAAAAAGUAUGUUUCAGAAUUGAAGGUGGUAUGUCAAACUUUCCUUUAAAAAGCUGCUUCUUAAAUGUUCAUCUUAUUAAAAUAUUACAAUAUAUUCUGCAAUUAUUUUGAAGUUCAUGAACUCUUGGGGAUGUUUUCUGUAAACAUUUAACAGGUACUAUUGAACGUGAAGUACCUCUGAAGAAGUUGGAGGGCCAAUGUUUACAACUAUCUGAGACCGUUGCUUCAAGGUGGCUGCUACUGAUAU
This is a messenger RNA of Scleropages formosus (Asian bonytongue), 3568 nucleotides long. RefSeq names its product JAZF zinc finger 1b (gene jazf1b). Gene Ontology annotation, cellular component: nucleus. The record is from RefSeq and is a predicted model, not a curated record. NCBI's taxonomy places the organism in Eukaryota, Metazoa, Chordata, Actinopteri, Osteoglossiformes, Osteoglossidae. The coding region runs from base 691 to 1422 and encodes 243 amino acids. The transcript is spliced from 5 exons.